AAAAAAAAAAACACGAAGGCAAAAAAAGGGCCAGCAACUUCCAUCUGCGCCCCCUUUGCACUUCCAAGAAGCUCUUCUCUGCUUCUGCUUCUUCCUAGAGCCGGCCACUUCGGACUAGGAACAGCCACAGCCACCACAUUGGCUUCCUCAUCCGCGUCUUGCGUCCCGCAUUUCGCUCUUCUUCUCUCUGGGUUUUCGUCGCGCGCAGCAAGGUCUGCAGCUCCAGCUCUUGGACUAGCUCCAUCCUCUCGACGCCUCGUCCCUUUUCUCCCCUCCCGUCACUACGCAAAAUCAAGAAAGAUGCCUCCCAAGAAGGCGGUUGUCGAGGAGAAGAUUCCUCUGGGCAGGCCCGGCAACAACUUGAAGAGUGGCAUUGUCGGUCUCGCCAACGUCGGCAAAUCUACCCUCUUCCAGGCCAUCACAAAGUGCAAUCUUGGCAACCCAGCUAACUUUCCCUACGCCACAAUUGAGCCCGAAGAAGCUCGCGUUAUUGUGCCCGAUGAGCGAUUCGACUGGCUCGUUGAGAAAUACAAGCCCAAGUCUGUCGUACCCGCCAACUUGACCGUCUACGAUAUUGCCGGUCUGACUCGCGGUUCUUCCACCGGAGCUGGUCUCGGAAACUCUUUCCUUUCCCACAUCCGUGCUGUCGAUGCCAUCUUCCAAGUUGUGCGAUGCUUCGACGACGCUGAGAUUAUCCACGUCGAGGGUGACGUCAACCCUACCCGUGAUUUGGACAUCAUCAGCGAGGAGCUGAGACUCAAGGAUAUUGAGUUUGUGGAGAAGGCUCUUGAGAACCAGAAGAAGAAGACCCGCAUGGGCGGCCAGAGUCUUGAGCUGAAGAAGGCUAAGAUUGAGCAGGAGAUGAUUGAGAAGGUCCUGGCCUGGCUACAAGACGGCAAGGAGGUCCGCAAGGGCAACUGGUCCCCCAAGGAGAUUGAGGUCAUCAACCCUCUCUUCUUGCUGACGGCCAAGCCCGUCGUGUAUCUUGUCAACUUGUCUGAGAAGGACUACAUCAGAAAGAAGAACAAGUACCUCCCCAAGGUCGCCGAGUGGAUCAAGGAGCACGCCGAGGGCGACCCCAUCAUUCCCAUCUCCGUCUCUUUCGAGGAGCGUCUGACUCGCUACGAGACUGAGGAGGAGGCCAAGGAGGAGCAGAAGAACGUUGGCGCCGAGUCUGCCCUGCCCAAGCUGAUUGUCCAGAUGCGCAAGGCGCUCCAGCUGGGCAGCUUCUUCACAACGGGAGCCGACGAGGUCCGCCAGUGGACUAUCCGCAACGGCACCAAGGCUCCCCAGGCUGCCGGUGUUAUCCACACCGACUUUGAGAAGACUUUUAUCCAGGCUAUUGUCUACAACUUUAGCGUUAUCAAGGAGCUUGGUGAUGAAGCCGAGGUCAAGGCCAAGGGCAAGGUCAUGACCAAGGGUAAGGACUACGUAGUGGAGGAUGGUGACAUUAUGCUCAUCAAGGCCGGUGCUGCUAAGAGCUAAAUGUCUCGUAUCUGCGGAGUAGUGCUCAUGUAAUGGGAUCAUUUUGUCCUUGGGUUAGGAAAAUAAAAAGUAAAUUACCACC
Molecule: messenger RNA, 1567 nt
Organism: Trichoderma asperellum CBS 433.97
Lineage: Eukaryota; Fungi; Ascomycota; Sordariomycetes; Hypocreales; Hypocreaceae
Gene: OLA1
Product: Obg-like ATPase
Cellular component (GO): cytoplasm
Molecular function (GO): ATP binding; GTP binding; ATP hydrolysis activity
Source: RefSeq, a predicted model, not a curated record